GCCUUUUGCUUUGCGUUUGUUCUUUGUAUUAUGUAGUUGCCAACUUUGCUUUAUGUGCCAAGUGAAUUUAUUCAGUUUAUAGGUUAUAAUGGUUUUCAAUAAUAAUAAUUUAUAAUCAUUAUUCAUAAUGUUUUGAUUAUCUGCAAUAAAACUUUGAGUGUCGGCAGGGAGGAGGAUGGUGCCACAGCCGCAUGGCGAGGGGGCGGGGGGCUCUGAGGAGGGAGUGCGACAGCGACUGCAGAGCGAACUGCUAGCUGCGGUCCGCGACUGCCAGAGUCGCUUCGGCGGCCGUAGAGAGCUCGCCACCGAGUUGGACGCACAUGUGCGAGUGCUGCUCGCCUCGCUCGAACGAGUGUUCGCGCACGGCUUGUGUGCGCCGCGAACAGGCUCGUCCAAUUCUGCCAUCAGGCAAGUUACCGAAAAAGUCCUGGGCACCAGUGUGGGAAGCAGCGGCAGUUUUAGUGGCGAAUCCACCGCUUCGUUCUGGCCGAUUGUUCGCGAACAUUUGACCGCGCACGAGCGUGACCGUUACACGCAUCUGCGCCACGUGUGGACGGACGGCGGACGCGCGCGUGCCUGGCUAAGGUCGGCCAUCAACGAGCACUCGCUCGAGCGAACUGUGCUCGCGCUGCUCGCCAGCGAACUGAUUGCCGAACACUAUGAGCCGUGGGCAUUUCUCAGGGAUCAGGAGCGCAACAGUAUUCUGCCCACUACCGCUGCCGGUUUGGGCUCCAUUUUGUUUGCAAUUAGCAUUGAUAAACCAGAACUGAACCAUUGUAGCAGUUCCAAUUUGGCAAGCAAUAGCAGUAUGCCUCAUGCUGAACCAGUCAUACCUCCUCCGGUUAAUGUUCCAGGUGCUAAAAGAAGUGACGGCAGACGGAAAAAGAAGAUUUCGCCAAAUAUAAUCUCGUUUGAUGACGAUGAUGAUUUUGAAGUGACAUCGACCUCACCUACUGUUCAACCGGUUUUGCCUCCACCUACCAACGAUGCCAACCAAGCCAUAACUAUAGGAGUUGACUGUCUGGAGUCUGAAAGCACGGCCGAUAUUGAUUCCGGUAUUGCCGACUCAGAAAACGAACUACAAAGUGUUGGUCUGCGACCUGUGACCAAUAGCAGCGUGGGAGAACUGAUUCCGGUGGCAUUAAGUGAGGAGACUCACUCUUCCGAAGAUUCGCUCUCUGUUCCUAGCUUUUCUGAGGAUAAUGAAUGCACAGGCAUAGUUGAAGAAGUGGCAGCUGUUGUAUUAGUAAGUGGCGGUGAGGAAUCCAAUUACGCGGAUGAUGGGGAUGAGACCAGUUUAGAGCAGCAACUGCAGACAGAGAGGGGAUUAUGUGCAGCUCUUAGGGCGCAGCUCAGUGAAUGCCAGAAGCGAUUGCAGGAUACUGACACUACCAUCAACACACUCAACAGGGAAAAUGAGCUGCUAAAACAUCAACUACGAAAAUACGUGAUGGCUGUGCAAUCAAUAGAACAAGAUGAACGAGCUAGCUUAUUCGAACAGAAGCUCGUACAGGUGGCAGAAAUGCACGGCGAACUUAUGGAGAUGAAUGAGCGACUACAGCGUAGCCUGGUGGCGAAAGAAUCACUCAUCGAGAGGCUGCGAGCCGAGCUGGAGGGGGUGAGGGGACCCCUCCCCUCCGCACUAUCAUCCUCCACCUCCUCAUCCGCCUCAUCACUUGUUUCUCUCUGGCUGCCGUCGGUUUUUCUCAGUGGGGACACAGACAGUCAUCACGUGUAUCAGGUUCACGUUCGUAUUUGCUCAGAAGAGUGGAACGUCUACAGACGCUACGCCCAGUUCUAUGCGCUCCACAAACAACUCAAAAAGCAGUACCCCAUUGUUUCCACGUUUAACUUUCCUCCCAAAAAGACAAUAGGAAAUAAGGAAGCGAGGUUCGUAGAGCAGCGCCGUGACGGGCUACAACAAUAUCUGCGAAAAGUGGUGGACCAGCUGGUGCAGACUCAGCCAGAGUUGGCCACCCAUCCAUCCAAGCCACUGCUCAUCUCGUUGCUGCCCUUUUUCGGUGAACUCACAUGUAUGGAGGACAAACAGAAAAAAGGCUCGAAAGCCCCGCGACAGACCUAUGCGGCUGAUAGUCCACAUUACACCGGCCUCUAAUGCUAAACCCCAAUGUUACUUCAAUCCUAAAUCCUAAACAUUAAUUAUCAGCUAUAGAUUCAUGGAAAGUAUUAUAUAUUUUGUACUCUAAUCAUCACCAUUACAUAAAUGAAGUUAUUAUAUUUAUACAUAAUUGUAGACAAUACAUAAAUAUAUAUUUUUAAGAAUC
This is a messenger RNA of Nilaparvata lugens (brown planthopper), 2285 nucleotides long. RefSeq names its product sorting nexin-29. The coding region runs from base 176 to 2116 and encodes 646 amino acids. Gene Ontology annotation, molecular function: phosphatidylinositol binding. The transcript has 14 exons. Lineage: Eukaryota; Metazoa; Arthropoda; Insecta; Hemiptera; Delphacidae. The record is from RefSeq and is a predicted model, not a curated record.